Messenger RNA from Lonchura striata (white-rumped munia), 3207 nucleotides. The record is from RefSeq and is a predicted model, not a curated record. Lineage: Eukaryota; Metazoa; Chordata; Aves; Passeriformes; Estrildidae.
AAACAGUUUCUCGCUCACGUCGGAGAAGCCGCUUCCGUUUCCAACGCCGCAUUCCGGCCACACCUGCCCGUACCCCAGCCCCGCUCGCUCCGCCGCCCGGCCCGCCCGAGGAGGACCCCGCGCUCAGCCGCCCCAGCAAGCCAUGUCUGAGGAGGAUUAUUUGUGUGUGAAGACUGAGGAGGAGGAUGAAGCACUGGUUAUGGACCAUGGAGACAGUGGGCUGUCCACACAAAGUUGCAUGCCAGUGCAACAGAACUCUGAAGGAAACAGUUCUGUUCAUCACAUGAGUCAACUUGCCUAUGGAAGUGAAGGCUUGCCAGUGCUUGCUGAUCAAACGGCCUCACAAAUGAGUCAUUCUGCAAUGCAGAGAGGAACUGGUCACAGUCCUGAGAAAAUGGAUUUUGUGUUUUUGCGUAAUAAAAGAAAACGACUUUCUCCUGCUCUAGUGGAACACAAUGUGAUGAGAACCAGGGAAGAAGAAUAUGAAGAUAGUGACAGUGUCAUUUAUGAGUAUGAACCAGACUAUGAAUGUGAAAGCAUUUUAUCUGAAGCUUCUUAUACUGGAUAUCAGCAGAAUCCUCUUAUAGAGGUCCUCAGUUAUUGCCAGGCCAUGUAUGAUGCCAUUCAGAAGUUGGAUAAAAAAUUUGACUUGCUUCAUCGUAAGGUCUCGGAAAUGCAGCAUACUCGUAUAAAGCCAUUCUUGCUCAAACCUAAACCAGUUGGAUUUACAUACAGAAGUUCCAGUCAUUUGCCUUCAGGAAAAAUAAGAGUACAAAAACACAUGGAAAGAGAUUUAAGUCUUCAUCUUUCUUCAUCAGGCCAGGGAAGGCAUAGCCCACUUGUAAGGACUGCUUUUCAAAAUGGCCACGUUCAAGUCAACUCCAAGGUAAAACACGCCCCACAGAGUUUUCAGCUCGAAUCUCAGCAGCCUGUUGGAAGGCAGAGCCCACCACUCCCCACUAUAGUUUCUACACAUUCAUUACAUUCAUCAUACACAACAACUAAUGGGAUGCCUGACCUUUCACCACAAUCAAAUCUUGCUCCCAGUAUUGUGGAAAGUACUGUCAACAUUGCAUCUUCACCCGUGGCAUCACCAUCAAUACCAGCACCAUCUGAGCCCAGUCAGGAAAAUAGUGCUGUGGAGUUGAACUACAGAAAUGCAUCUGAGGAUGUGAAUAUUAGUGAAGAACUACCAUCUUCUUCAGUCUUCAUCAAUCCUAGCUUUGAGUUUGUUGGUGACCCAGCAAGAAAUGUAAAAGUUCUUGGAAACCAUUUGGUGAAGGCUCGGCAAAAGACUAAACCCAAGUAUGCAGCACGCCACUUGGUUCGUGUCUUGUUCCCCAAGAAAACUUUAUUGUGCAGCAUUAUGGGAGCGAGUGCACGAGGGCGCAGGACAUUGGAUCCAAACAAGAUUGCUGCAAUAAGAGAGUUUCUUGUAACUAACUUUCCAACCUAUGAUUUGAGCGAGCACGGAAAAGACUGGAAAACCUGCAUCACGAAUGUCAAUUCUAUGAUCCGUUCCUUACGCUCUGAAACCAAAGCAAAGACAAAUGAGAGGAAAGAAAAAGUGUCUGAUGCUCCUGAUACAUCUCAUUGUGUAGAUUUAAAUUAUUAUGAAGAUAGUGGAGACAAUUCUCAAAAUUCUCAGAAAAUGACCGGCUCCACAACUGACACAUUGCAGAAUUCAGAAUUGGAUAAGUUUUCAGAAGCUUUCCACACAUCUUUGGUCAGAAGACAACAGUCUUUGGAACCUAUGGAGCCUCUUGGGAGCCCGUGGCGCAAUGUUCAGUUGCCUUUCUCAGUCAUUUAUGUUGCUAAGGGGAAGACGCGGCCGGAGUUGUCAGCUCGCUUCCUAAUUCGUCAUAUGUUCCCUGAAGAGGUGCUGGUGAAAAGCAACGUGUAUGGUAGUCUUGAUCGUGGCAUGAGCCCACUGGAUUCCAAUAAAAUUAAUGCUCUCAGAGACUUUCUUCAAGAGAAUUUUCCCUCCUUUGAUCUAAAUGAAAGUGGAUUUGAUUGGAAGGCGUGCGUGGCUGCCAUAAACAGCACAAUCCGCAGUCUCAGACAUGAGCUUAAAAAGGCGACGUCUGGAUUCCGCCAGAGAGCCCGGGCAGUGCUGCCCUCGAGUGCAGAGUCCCCCAGAGGAUCCCACUCCCGUAAAGCCAGUGGAAAGCAUCUCUCAGAUUGAAGUUCUCUAGCAUGUCUCAAAUCUUAACUUAGCAGGUUUUUAUUAAUUCUGUGUAGAAGCCUGUAAUAUCGAGCUGUCCUAUUCAACUGACUUGUCAGCAGCACUAAAUAGCAUCACUUCAUGAAACCAAACUUAGCAGGUGGCUUGGGAGCCCUAACUCUUUGCAUGGGUAGUGUUUGUGCUCCUCAGAAAUUAUUUUCGGUGUUCCCUCUCGCUUUUGCAAUGUGCUCUCUCCUAAAAGCAUCUUCUUCUCAUGAUUCAUUGAAUCUGAAAGAUUAAUCUGGUUAGAAAAGAUGCAGUAUGCAUCAAUUCAGCAGAAGCAGAUGGAAAAGAGGAGAGGAAAGAAUGGUCCUCCUUGGAGGGUGAAUCAUAGCCAGCUAAAUUAUCUCAUUAUGUAUGAGGUAUGAAAUUUGCUUUGACAAUUGGAUAUCUUCAGUGAAAAUGUCAGAAAGGAAAAAAUAUCUUUAAUUGCAUUUAAUUUGACUUGUUGUAUUGGGACUUGAUGAUCUUUGAGGUCUUUUCCAACAUUAAUGAUUGUAUGAUCUCUCACAUUUUUGCCUCCUGUAUCAGUGUUUUUUGAGGAUAAGAGGCAAACAACAGUGCAAGUACAGCUGGUAAUGUAUGGGGGGAAUGAUGCCUUAAGUUUUAGCUUUCAUAUUUUCCAGAUUCUGCAUUAGUAUAUAACUCUAAACUCCAACUAAAAUGUUAGCAAGUUCUCAUCGCAGUUUCCUUAGAGAAAACAAUCCUUUUCCAAUGUCCAACCAAGGGCAUUGUUUCAGCUUCAGGCCCAUAAGGUACAAGCAACAGCGAAUUGAGGAGAGCAAACUGGGAGGAUGGGCCUUCGUAAGCUAAAGCUGUAAUUGGACAAUUAACCAAAAUAUUUAAAUUGGCCGAUGAAGAAAAUAUCACACUCCAGCAUGGUGUGGAUGGAUGGAGGCAGAGAUCUCUGAAGCUUGCUCUUGGGGAAAGAGGUUUAUUGGGGGUGCAGGAGGGUCCUGCCUCGUGCUCCCAGGGGCAGCAUG